This is a messenger RNA of Neospora caninum, 828 nucleotides long. RefSeq lists its product as hypothetical. The coding region runs from base 1 to 828 and encodes 275 amino acids. The record is from RefSeq and is a predicted model, not a curated record. The transcript is spliced from 2 exons. NCBI's taxonomy places the organism in Eukaryota, Apicomplexa, Conoidasida, Eucoccidiorida, Sarcocystidae.
AUGAGUAACCGAUUCUCGCCACAAGAUCCUCGCCACGUCGAGGCGUACUUGGAGUAUAGGACUAUUGUUGGAGACACAGACAACGGCACCUUGCUGAGCCGUCAAGAGUACGACGCGGUGCGUGAGCGCGCAGCGGCUGCGAGUCGGAACCCUCUACGCGUGUUUUGGAGAAACAACGUCAGCGGCGUGGACUGCCGAAACGUGGGUCCGUCGUCUUUGUGUUUGUGUGGACAUCGGCUGCGCGACCACGAUUGGAUGGCGACUGAGACCAAAGCGGUGAAGUGUCGUAUGCAGGCAUGCAAAUGCCGGCUCUUUGAAUUCAUUCCGGUACACGGCUCUCAAGACGUCAAAUGCAGAUGCAAGCAUUCGUACGCAGACCACGACGUUUUGUCGCGAAAAUGCACUCGCUGUGCACCUCGACAGGCGCCGCCUUUCCAUCGCACUCAAAGGCUCAGCAAACCCAAACAGGCUGCCUCGGCUCUGUGUACUGGAUUCAUGCCGUCCUACACAUGUUCGUGUGGAUCUGCGUUCGCUGCACACGAAACUGUUUUUGAAACAACGAGCGAAAGACGGGAACAAGGCGCACCAGCUGUGGCAGGAGCGACAGGCACGGACGGAGACAGCUUGGCGUUCAUGGGCGGGCUCUCAGGUAAGGCCCAAAAACGCGGGCUGCAAGAGACAUGGAGAAGCCGGAGUGCACUGGAUGUGCUUUUCUCUGACCAGCUGCGGAGCUGUCUAGAAGCAAACCUCACUUCAGCGCCACGCAUCGGGCUGUCAAGGCCUGUACCUGCACUGCCUUUGUACCCAUUGACCUACCCCUCGACGUAG